Messenger RNA from Lecanosticta acicola, 699 nucleotides. The record is from the annotation of a GenBank genome assembly. Lineage: Eukaryota; Fungi; Ascomycota; Dothideomycetes; Mycosphaerellales; Mycosphaerellaceae.
AUGCCUUCACGAUACGCUUCGCUGCCGGUGAGGGCGAGCUUUCCGUGCGAGCAUCUGACGAUUGCUGCGGGGGUUGCGAUUUUCCACCUUGCGACGGAGAGGGUGGUGCUCUGCUACCAUACGCGAGACAAGACGUGGUUUCUUCCCAAAGGACGCAGAAAUGCGAAUGAAGAUACUGCGAGAGCAGCGGAGAGGGAGGGGUACGAAGAAUCUGGAUACCGGAAUCGAUUAUUACCUCUACCAUUACGGCAUCGACAGCCCGAUCCUGGUUCUGGACCAGAGCCUUUCGUCACCGAGCCAGUGUGGACGCAGCUGUUACAGCUGACCGAACGAACGCAGUAUAUGCUUUUUUGGUAUAUUGCCGAGACGAUACCUCCGGAUAUCGAGCGAAUCUAUGCAGAGGGAAGGACUUCGAGGAGUGGCUAUCGAUCUCCGCCGCCAUUCUCAGGCACUAGUAGUCUUCAAGCGAGGAUAGAAGAGGACGUAACGAUGAAGAAUGGAAAUCGAGGGAUUUAUGAGCCAGUGCGGCAUGAGGGUACUGGAGUAGACGACGAGGAGAGACUGUACAGAGCUUACUUGUUGUCUGUGGAUGAAGCCUGUGAGAGGCUUCGAGGUACCGUCAUGGAAGAUGUGGUGCUCCGAGGGCAAGCUGCAAUCCAAUUGAGGAAGGAGAUGGAGGCUGAACAAAACAGGAGAUGA